Caenorhabditis remanei is the source of this 1449-nucleotide messenger RNA. RefSeq lists its product as uncharacterized. The transcript has 14 exons. Gene Ontology annotation, molecular function: chloride channel activity. Lineage: Eukaryota; Metazoa; Nematoda; Chromadorea; Rhabditida; Rhabditidae. Bases 1 to 1449 code for a protein of 482 amino acids. The record is from RefSeq and is a predicted model, not a curated record.
AUGACGGUUUCUUACAACUCGGAUGUCUCAUCGGUGUCUUCCACCAAUUUUCUGAGACUUCUGUUGAGAUGGAAAGGUUCUAUCUGGAAGAGUGUCUCAUCAGAACUAUUGAUAUGGUGUUCCUUCUAUCUUGCCAUCGCUGUAGUCUACCACUACUUCUUAUUCCCAAACGGAUACUAUGACGCUUUCAACGAUGUUGCCUACUACUGUGGAAAGGAACUUCACAAUUACAUCCCUCUCACUUUCAUGCUCGCCUUCUUCGUUUCAAUCAUCGUCGAGAGAUGGAGAACUGUUUUCGUUAAUAUGGGAUGGAUUGAAAGUGUUGCUCUCACACUAAACACCGUUAUUAUCUCGAGAUGCGAGGAGGCCAGACUCAUUCGAAGAAAUAUCGUCCGGUAUUUGGUACUGGCUCAGAUUCUUACUUUCCGUGACAUUUCGAUCCGAGUUCGUAGAAGAUUCCCCAACAUUGAUACCAUCAAGAAAGCAGGAUUCAUGACUGUCGCUGAAGAAAAAAUGCUGGAAGAUCUGGAACUGUCUUAUAACAAAUAUUGGGUACCGGUUAACUGGUGUGUCACGUUGACAAAUCAAGCGAGUGCAAAGGGUUACACGAGUAGUCCUCCAGGAUUGGUUCACUUGAUUCAGGAGAUCAAAAACUUCCGAAAUGGUUUGGCUACUUUGUGCAACUAUGACUGGUGCCCAAUCCCUAUUGCCUAUCCACAGGUUGUCUUCUUCGCCGUCCGAGUUUACUUUAUCUUCUGCCUGAUUUCCAGACAAUACAUCAGAGUGCCCAACAAGGACUUUGAAUCUGUACAACUGUUUAUUCGCCCGUUUAUCACAAUAAUAGAAUUCAUCUGUAUUGUUGGAUGGAUGAAAGUCGCCGAAGCACUUCUGAAUCCACUGGGGGAGGAUGACGACGACUUUGAAAGCAACUUUCUGAUUGACAAGAACAUUUUUACUGGUAUGAAAAUCGUCGAUUGCUUUGAUGAAGUGCCACCACUCGUUGAGGACACCUUCUCAGAUCCCGGAGCUGUGCCAAUUUAUUCUGAAGAUAGUCAAAGAAAUUAUCAAAAUGGUGCUCUAGUUGGAUCGGUUUCCAAUGUGACAUUGGCUCAAUUCGACGAAAACAUCACCAUGGUUCCAGUCGCCCCACGUCUUUCAGUCGGAGAUAUUCAUAGUCAUGAUCGUCCAUCGAUCAGACGUCGCUACAGAUCUGGGAAUGCUUCCCAAACAGUCUCCAGAGCCAGCAGCUUCCGUGAGCCACGAUUGCAACGUCAGAGUUCUGAAGGCGAGCGCAACGAUGCAUAUGAGAUGGAUCACGAACCUUAUUUGGAAGAGCCAUCUUCUCCAACGAAACACGCGAAAUUCUUCACCAAUCUUACAAAAGUCGACGAGAACGAUGAUGAGGAUCUCCCUGCCACUGCCAAGACGUCUGUCGUGUCAAGAGUCUAA